UUUUCUUUUUUUCUUUUUUUCGGAGCUGGGGACCGAACCCAGGGCCUUGCACUUGCUAGGCAAGCGCUCUACCACUGAGCUAAAUCCCCAACCCCUUGUUGUUUUCUUAUUUGGGAAUCUUUUCUUACAACUCACUCCCAUCCCAUUUUCAGUUCUAAGGAAUCUAUUAGUAAAUGAAUUGAAAUUUUUAAAUUUAUUAUUGCAUUCAUACAAGACAACUUUGUGGAAAUGGCUCUCUCCUACCUACGUUCUAAGAAUAUUCUCAUCUUGCUGCUCCGAAUAAACCAAAUUUGUUUUAGAUCUAGACUCCACGUUAGUUCCGUCUUAUACCUUCAGUUCAGGCCUGCUUUGCUGCUUCAAAAAUAUUUAGCAAGAUUAUAUCAAUGGGCACGCUAGCCAAGGGUACAAUCCAAUGUCCAGGCUAGUUCAUUUCCGAUUGUUUCCCUUAGAUAUGAUCGCGUGUCAUGUUGCUCUGUGUGUGACACAUUACUCACUAAAAACUGUGGAACCUGCUAAGAUCCCAACUUCUGGUCCCCAGAAAGGAGUAACCCAUAUCACCUCAUUGCUCAGGAUCCUCUGGGAUCCGCAGCAGGGCUUCUAUCCCCACCAGAUCUGGCUAUUAAGGCAGUUUACCAUGCUCCAAUAAUCCCUCUUUUCGGGAGGGAUCCCUUUUCUCUAGAGGAUGAUGUGGUUUAGGGUAUACAGACCUGGUUGACCUGCCUCCUAGAAUGCCCUGCCCAGCAGGUUUCUACAUGGGAAAGGGUAGCCUCCAAGUUUCGACACGGAGAGGGUCUGUGCAGAACCAAGCCCCGCUACAAAAGGGACGCCUCUUUGCAGCAAACCCUGCACCAGCCUAGGAAGCCAAGAGCCAGGCACUGCAGCUACUGCUUCUGCGCAGGCGCGGAGGGCAGCGGUCAGCUCCGGAGGCCUGAAGCCCGAGGGUCCAUUGCUCUGGAAGACGAUCUGGUCUGCAGAAGCAUCGCUCGACCUCCCUCGGGUCCCCAAGCCCUCCCGGAAUCCACCAGCCCGUCCUCUCAACGUUUCUUUUUGGCCUUGUCGCCCACCUCCAGCGUAAGAGGCGGUAAGCGCACGCGUAUUGGAGCCAUUCCACCCAAGACCCGCGCCUUGAUGCCCUCCGGCCUCCGUACCGCAGCAGCGUCUCCGUGGUGACCGUGUAUGCCGCGUAGCUCGCUCGUUUGUUAGGCGGUGCCUGAGCCUCUCGGAGGCGGGGCAGCCGACGUUUUAGGGCGGAGUCUCAGGUGACUCCAUACCAAGAAGGAUGAGCAGUGGCCACUGGAAGGCAUCAAAUGGAGGACACCAGCCCACAAGCAGUGGCCGAGAAGGCUGCUAAAGAUCCCAAGGAUGCUGCUGCCACCGCCAAGAGCCUCCCUGAUUCCUUUUCCAGAGACAAUGAUCAAGUGGAUUUUGAAGGGGUCAUCUAUUCUUCCUCACCAAUUUUAGACCUGAGUCAAAAAGGCCUGCGCCAUUUGGGAAAGUUCUUUAAAAUUCCCAACCUUCAACAAUUACACCUGCAGAGGAAUUUGCUCAGCGAGAUUCCACAGGAUUUCUUCCAGCUGCUGCCCAACCUGACAUGGCUGGACCUCCGUUACAACAAGAUCAGGGUUCUUCCACCUGGGAUUGGCUCUCACAAACAUUUGAAAACUUUGCUUUUAGAAAGAAAUCCUAUCAAAGCGUUACCUGUUGAGCUAGGGCAGGUCACUACAUUGACGGCACUGAACCUGAGACAUUGCCCUCUGGAAUUCCCUCCUUACCUGAUUGUGCAGAAAGGCUUGGUAUCCAUCCUCACCUUCCUCCGCAUCUGCUCAGUGGAGAAUGCCUUCCCUGGAGAUGAGUCGCUUCCAGGAGUCCCAACAGCUAAGAGCGACCUUCUGCUCCCUCUGCCCCAUAAAGACUUGUCCAGUGAGAACGGGCUUAAUGUCCUGGACCAGGAGGCAGCAGUGGUGAAGGAGAAAGGUGACUUCUUCCCACCUAUGGACAGGCUGGACCUGAGUGAGCUCCGCAAAUCCAGUUCCUCCUCUGAGAUCUGGCCCAGUAAGGAGGAGAUCAGGCGCUUCUGGAAGCUGAGGCAGGAGAUUGUGGAAAAUGAGCAGGUGGAGGUCCAAGAGAACAAGCUCUUGGCUGUUGAGCUGCCACCAAAUCUCAAGGCAGCAAUAAAUGCCAAGGAAAGAAAGUGCAGGAAGCCAUGGCCCACACUCAGAAAGAGGUCUACCUCCUUCAGAGGCAUCUUGCCCAACCUCUCUUCAACAUACCAAAACACAGUUCAUACGAAGAGGAUGGAUGACACUCACAAGAUGGCGUUUCAGGAGCUCCAGGAGAAGGAGAGAAUGCUAGAGCAGCAGAGAAGAGACAAGAGAGCUCUGCAGGACUGGAGAGAGCAGACCCAGCUGAUGAGGCACAGGAGGGAGUUCAGUAAAUUCCAACCUCUACAUAGGAAUACGAUGGCAUCGAAGAUUCCCUUUGCCACAGAUCUGACAGACUAUGAGAAAAUGCCAGCGAGUCCAUUUGGGAAAGUAAAGCCCAGAAGAGAGGGGAUAGCACAAAAGCGUAUAGAAAUAAGCACCUCACCAUUGGCAGAGCUGGAGGACAAGAUAAGGCGGCACACACAGCAGAUCCGUGCUCGCAGUUUCCUGGGUACCAACCCAACGCAAGACAUUAAGACGGCCAACCAGGACCUGGAAACCACUAAGAAACUUCAGGAGGAGUUAAGGAGACUGAAACUGGAGAUGACCUUGAACAAAGACCAUUCUUUUCCCCCUUUCACUGGAAACCUUUCACUUCACCCACCAGCAUCACGGCCUCAGAAUAUAUUUUUUAACACAAAAUACUAGGAAAGUGGUGUUGUCAGCAGGGAUGACAAGUACCUCCCACAGCGGUGUGGGGACUGGCUGGGACAGCGACUAGUGGGUCUUCAGCUGCUCCACAGGCUGCGGCUUUUAAUAGACUUGACUCCUUUCUGAGGCUAUACAAGGUUUAGCUGCAUUAAAAGGAAGAAUCCUGUAAGCAAGCCAAA
Messenger RNA from Rattus norvegicus (Norway rat), 3031 nucleotides. RefSeq names its product leucine rich repeat containing 27 (gene Lrrc27). The record is from RefSeq and is a predicted model, not a curated record. NCBI's taxonomy places the organism in Eukaryota, Metazoa, Chordata, Mammalia, Rodentia, Muridae.